GUAGGCGUGUUGGUUUUACUAGUUGACGGCACAACGGCACCGGGACACUCAUCAUCGUUGAUGGCGUCCGUCGCCUGCGCUUUCUUCCAAUCCUGCCAAUGGCAUAUCUGCUUAUAUAUCGGCUCGACGCCGCCUUGACGUUGAGCUGAGAAGCGAUCGCUAGCAAGGCAAACGUCUCGGGCCAUGGGUCGGUAACAAACACCAUGUCUCUAUUUGGGUGAGUCUCCUCCCUCCCAGCAACGCCAUGUUUCAUCUUCGUUGAUGCCGGCCAUCCCAUCGAUAGAAGAGCAACCUUCUCCGCAGCCGGAUAUGCGGCGGCGCGGCCGUCGUAUCCCGCGAGCCUGUUCCGCACCGUGCUGUCGUACCACCACGCGCAGUCCGACCAGGGCACGCUCCUCGACCUAGGCUGCGGCCAUGGCCUCAUUGCGCGCGAGAUGAGCCCGCGCUUUGCGAGGGUCGUCGGCCUCGACCCGAGCGCCGGCAUGGUCGAGCAGGCCGCAUCCACUACAGACGACCCCAAAGUCUCCUUUCGCCAGGGCGGCGCCGAGGACCUCUCGUUCCUGGCCGACCGAUCUGUCGACAUGGUCGUGGCCGGCCAGUCGGCGCACUGGUUCGACUACGCCCGCGCCUGGCCGGAGCUGGCGCGCGUGGUCAAGCCGGGCGGCUCGCUCGCCUUUUGGGGCUACAAGGACAACGUGCUCGUCGGGCACGCGCGCGCCAACCGCAUCUUCGACCGCUUCUGCUACGCCGACGGCAGCGACGUGGCCGGGCCGGGCGUCGAGGGCAUGAACGCCUACUGGGAGCAGCCCGGCCGCAACAAGGUCCGCAAUCUCCUCCGCGAGGUGACGCCCCCGGCCGCCGAGUGGCGCGACGUGCGCCGCGUGCUCUGCGACGUUGGGCCUGAGGCCGCGGCCGACCAGCUGCCGGACGCGGAGACGGCGUGGAUGCGCAAGCACAUCAACCUGGGCCAGCUCGAGGCGUACGUCCGCACCUUCAGCGCGUUCCAGGGCUGGAAGGACGCCCACCCCGAGGCGCGGAGUAGGGCCGACGGUGGGGACGGCGACCUGGCGGACCUGCUGAUGGACCGCAUCGUCGAGUCGGAACCGCAGUGGAGCGCCAUGGGCGAGGCGUGGAGGGACGCCGAGGUCGAGACGGUCUGGGGCACGUAUAUCCUCAUGGCCAAGAGGAGAUGAUGGUGACGAUGGUGGGGUGAUAGAGUUGCUGUCAUUCCUGUCACAUACGAAAAUGCACUUACGUACGUACCAUUCAGUAGUUAACGCUAGUGUGUGCUCGUG
Molecule: messenger RNA, 1295 nt
Organism: Purpureocillium takamizusanense
Lineage: Eukaryota; Fungi; Ascomycota; Sordariomycetes; Hypocreales; Ophiocordycipitaceae
Gene: TMT1
Product: Trans-aconitate 3-methyltransferase
Exons: 1
Coding region: 435-1193 (252 amino acids)
Molecular function (GO): S-adenosylmethionine-dependent methyltransferase activity
Source: RefSeq, a predicted model, not a curated record